AUGCUUCCAUAUGCACACCUCCCGCUAGCAGCCAACUCGAAUUGUUUCGCAUCCCGACUGCUGCAUCUGUUACCCGGUGCUUUCGCCGACAGCAUUGAAGUCGAGCUGGAGUCUGUUUCUAUUUGGGGAAAUGGAUCCAACUCGCCCAAAUAUGAGGCGCUGUCCUACGUCUGGGGACCAUUGCUACCAGAUGAACCGAGAAUCUGUGUCAAGAACAACGGCGAUCCGGCGAAUGCGCCACCGCGAUAUUUGACUGUCCGCGAAAAUCUGCGAUCCGCGCUGCAGCACUUGCGGAGCGAAUCGGCAGUCCGUACUCUGUGGAUUGAUGCGAUAUGUAUUAAUCAACAAGAUGAAUGCGAAAAGAGCCAUCAGGUAGCGCACAUGGGAUCCAUUUAUGAGCUCGCUGAGCGCGUGGUGAUCUGGUUCGGGCCAGCAGUUGGUGGAACCGAUGCAUGUAUUGCCCUUUUGAGUAAACUCGCAAAAAUGGCCCGAUACAACUUUCGCAAGGAUCUUUUAUCCUGGACUACUGGAGACUCGCCGCCAAAGGACCUGGCUUUCACAGAGAAGGAUUUAGAGAGUCUCGUCCUUGGCGUGUCUAAUACAUGGUUUGACCGUGUCUGGACGCUACAGGAACUCGGUCUCGCCAAUCCAGAUACUGCCGUCAUUCAAUGGGGCGCGCAAUCCGUGCCGUUUGUUCACCUGCAGACGGCCAUCAUUGUCUACCAAAGCUGUUUCGUUGAUAAUGACUCUUAUUCGGCAAUUUUGCGGCGGAAUUGGUCGGCUCGGCGGGGCAACAUCCUCAUCUUCCUGAUGGCCAAGUUUUAUCUUGCUUUGGACUUUGGGUCAGCCAUGGAAACCAUCCGCUAUCGUGACUGUCAUGACCCGCGGGAUCGCAUCUACGCGGCACUUAGGAUUUGCCGACCAAACUUGGACGUGGUCCCAAACUACCGACCCUCGUUCACCGCAGCGGUUCUUUACGAGGAGGUGUGCAUACGCCAACUGCAAGAUGGCGUAGACUUGAUUGGAUCGUGCGAAUGGCCAAAUGGCAUGAGCGGCUUGCCGUCCUGGGUACCAAAUUGGCACGCGAGACGAGUCGGGCAUGCCAAUUUAAUGGGACAUAGUUCAGGUCUGCUGCGCAAUCGGUACCGGCAAGAUUGUCCUGGUGAACUAAUUUGCUGGGGUCGCAAAUUCGCCGACAUUACCGACGUAAUUGAUCUAGGCUUGUCUCUAGCAUCAAGUGACAAAGAUGUCUGCGUGGCAGUUCAGAAACUGCUGAGGUGGAUAGCCAAAGAUUUCGUCCUGGACUUGAAUGCCUUGACCGAAGUUGCAUUCGCCCUGUUUCCGGAAGGGAUCUUGGAAACCACCUGGCCACUUGAUGUAGACCCUGCUAAUGGCCUCGUGCCUAUCGCGGAAGCUCUUCACUUCUUACGCAGCUUACAACCCAGUGACCGAGAACAAGGUGGAGACGAUAUGAAGGAGCAAUCUGCCCUUCAAAUUAGCCCGCUGGUUGCCAGGUGCAUUCGCGAGAGAUGCACGGGCCGGUGCUUCAUCAAGACUUCGCCUGGUAGUGUUGGAUCAGUGAUCAACUCAGCGCAAGCAGGUGACCAGCUUUUUGCACUGCCUGGUUGCCGAUAUUCGAUCAUACUUCGACAUUUCUCUGGGACGAAAUUUCGCGUCAUUGGCUCGGGGCUCGUGGCUUCGAACAUGGCGGGCGAAGCACUCCUGGGUCCGAUUUGGGGGCUGAGAGAAGUGCGGCUCACGCUGGAGGGCGGCUAUGGAUACGUUGGCAUACUGGGCGGCGGACCUUUUCGAUCCGACCCGCGCAUCGAGAGACUCUAUUCGGCCACUGAGGCUGGAGCUCAUGUGCGUGCGGGAGACAGCGUGGUCAUCUCCGAAAUGUACCAAGCCGUCACCAUUGACGUGCUACAGAACAACGGUGUAGCAUUAGAAGAAAUUAAGCUACUUUAA
Messenger RNA from Akanthomyces muscarius, 1968 nucleotides. RefSeq lists its product as uncharacterized. The record is from RefSeq and is a predicted model, not a curated record. Lineage: Eukaryota; Fungi; Ascomycota; Sordariomycetes; Hypocreales; Cordycipitaceae. The transcript has a single exon. Bases 1 to 1968 code for a protein of 655 amino acids.